AUGGUGUGCGAAGAGAGCACAAUAAUAGAUCUGAGGCAAAAUGAAGGUGGCGCCGAUUUGGUGGAUCUGGGCGGUAAGGUCCACCAGCUCCCCUGCUCUAUCAAGCACGACGGCCCUUCGUCUGUGUCCCACUAUUUCAAACCCAAACCCACAGGGAUUGAGGUGGAGGGGUUAGAGCUGCAGGAAGCGUAUUUCAGAGGAAGGAAGUUGCAGGGAGCGACCAUUCCAAUUCCACAGGGGUAUUCUGGCUUUGUACUAGGAAAGAAGAAUCUCGGGAAGAGAAAAUGUUCCGACGACAUGUCUGAAGGGAACUCAAACAGGUGGGAGGCGAAUGCAAAAUUUCAUAACGUGACGUAUUGGAAUCAUGACAUCCUCCCUUCGCAUGACGAUGCCUUUUUGCGUUCUUUUCACUGGCUCUCUGUUGCGAAAGUACUACAUAAGCCAGUGACAGCCGAAGAUUUGUUGUCUGCAUCCAUUGCUCUUCAAAAAAUGGCUUGA
Alnus glutinosa is the source of this 498-nucleotide messenger RNA. RefSeq lists its product as uncharacterized. Gene Ontology annotation, cellular component: ribonuclease H2 complex. The transcript has a single exon. The record is from RefSeq and is a predicted model, not a curated record. Bases 1 to 498 code for a protein of 165 amino acids. Lineage: Eukaryota; Viridiplantae; Streptophyta; Magnoliopsida; Fagales; Betulaceae. Gene Ontology annotation, biological process: RNA catabolic process.